Messenger RNA from Penicillium brevicompactum, 2100 nucleotides. RefSeq names its product putative salicylate hydroxylase. The coding region runs from base 1 to 2100 and encodes 699 amino acids. NCBI's taxonomy places the organism in Eukaryota, Fungi, Ascomycota, Eurotiomycetes, Eurotiales, Aspergillaceae. Gene Ontology annotation, molecular function: monooxygenase activity; lyase activity; FAD binding. The record is from RefSeq and is a predicted model, not a curated record. The transcript has 4 exons.
AUGACACGCAAGGAACUCACUGGCGAGGCCAGUGGCCUCCGUAUCCUCAUCGUCGGCGCUGGGAUUGGAGGUCUGGUCGCUGCUAUUGCUCUUAGACAACAAGGGCAUCGAGUUGAGCUAUUCGAGCGUUCGCGUUUUGCCAACGAAGUCGGCGCUGCGAUCCAUCUGUCCCCUAAUGCGAACGGGGUCUUGCGAAAACUGGGAAUCGAUGCGACGGAGUUUGGGGCCGUAGAGGCCGAGCUGCUUCGAGAAUACACACCUGCAGGUGAAGAGGUGCAUAUCAUGUCUAUCAAAGAGAGUGCAGGAAUGUGGAGACAUCGCUGGCUUCUUGUCCAUAGAGCUCAUUUUCAUGACGGGCUCAAAGCAACCGCUCAGGCCCCUGGAAAAGGUGAGCCUGCCCGUUUGCACACUGCCAGCAAGGUGGUCGACGUCGACCCACAAGCUGCAACGGUCACGCUCGAGAACGGCGAUGUGAUCGAAGGCGAUGUGAUUCUCGGUGCUGAUGGUGUUCACUCCUUCACUCGCACCAAGAUAUCAGAAGACAUCAAGCCAUUCAGCUCAGGCAAGAACGCGUUCCGCUUCCUCAUCACCCGACAACAGGCACUGGACGAUCCCGAAACUGCUAGUAUUGCCCAGGACAUGGGAGCGGUUGACAUGUGGGACUCUAAAGAGCGCCGCGUCGUCAUCUAUCCAUGCGAUAACAACAAGCUUUUGAAUUUCAUCUGCCUCCAUCCUGAAACGGAUACACCAACAGCCAUCAACCCGAGCGGUGACUCCUAUAACCAACAAAUUGGCAAGGAUGCCCUGCUUGAUGUGUAUAAGCAUUUCAACCCCCAAGUAAGAAAGUUAUUGGGGAAGGCAGACCCGCAAACCCUGAAGCUCUGGCCAUUGUUGGAUAUGGAUACCCUUCCAACUUGGGUCGAGGGCCGCUUGGCUUUGCUGGGCGACGCAGCUCAUCCAUUCCUACCCUACCGCGCCUCUGGUGGUGCGAUGGCCAUUGAAGAUGCUGUCUCACUGGCUGUUAUGUUGCCUGGUGAUAUUUCAAGAAGCGAGAUACCGGAGCGGCUGAAGAUUUAUGAGAAAGCUCGCCAUGAGCGCGCCACGGUCAUUCAACAAAUGACCCGUGACUCGACCAAGCUCCAAUCCCCGGAAUCAGCAUGGGGCAUGAUCGCGUACAUUUACGGCCAUGAUGAAUUCGACCACUCUGCUCAAGUUCUUCGCAAAUACCUCUGGUCCCAAAAUCCACAAGUCUACUGGCGCCAACCAAUUGUCUUUGGGCCAAUGCCUGGACCCCGUCAGGAUUGGAUGGGCCGUGACCGCGCGCUGAAGUCAACCCACUCGACUUUCACAACGGCCUCGAUCAAAUUCAAGACCAGUCGGACUCUUUUGCAGAACCUCUUUCCUUCAGACCGAUAUAGCUUCAUUUCACCGGGAACGGUCGCACGCGCCAGCUUCUCGCAGACUACACUGGGCGGAAUGGACUGGUUAGGAGGUGGUGGAUACCGCCAUAUUGGGCUCUAUAUUCAUGGCGUGCAGUAUAAGAAAGAGAAUGGAGAGAUUCUCAAGGGAACUUACAUGCCUAUCUUGUUUGAAAACCUUGCUGAUCCCAUUGUGUCGGGCCGGGAAGAGCUGGGAAUGCCCAAGUUGUUUACUGCCAUUGACGUGCACCAGCGGACGAGCUCGUAUCGGAUGCAGACUGGCUGGCAGGGUGCUGUGUGGGGAUAUUUCGAGCUGGAGGAUUUGGUUGAUGAAGAUCCUGCUGCUGAUGCGGGGACUAUCGGCGGCGAGGCGGAUGAUGGUAUCCUGGUUUAUCGGUAUAUACCAAAGGUCGGAAGAGAUACCAAGGGCCAGGCUGAGAGCGAAUACCCGAUCUUCGUCCCGCAUGCUGCUGAGUCAAAGGUUGUUCCUUCCAAGGUCACUCGAUUGCAGCGUACUUCUAAGGCGAAGGUGGAGCUCAACGGCCUCGAUUGGGACGCUCUGCCUACCCUUCAUCACGUUGUUACUCGAUUGGCUGAGAUCCCAAUUGAUGAGAUCAUCGAGGCCAAGGUUGUCAGUGGAGUUGGUGUUCCUGACGUCUCCUCGGCCAUGCGGAUUGAAUAG